This is a messenger RNA of Rotaria socialis, 1200 nucleotides long. The record is from the annotation of a GenBank genome assembly. Lineage: Eukaryota; Metazoa; Rotifera; Eurotatoria; Philodinida; Philodinidae.
AUGGUAAUAAACAGUACAAAUGUGAUUACGGAAAGUUCAAGUGAGUCUAAUUAUCCAAUAGGUUUAAAAUUCUUUUUGAUCGAUUUUCGAAGAAACAUUAUUGUUCAUCCACAAUGGUUACAGCGUUUUAGUAGCUCUCCAGUACGAAUUUGUGCUCGAUUUCUUGACGAUGUUGAUGAGAGCAAUACAUCAGUGACACCUUUGAUAGUCUUCAUAAAUAAAAUCUCAGGUGGUCGAAAAGGUGAGAGCAUCUAUCGUCGACUUAUUCGGCUAUUAAAUCCACGUCAAAUUUUUCUUCUUGAAAACAAUGACAAUAUUAAACAAGCUCUAAGCAUUUAUUCAUCUUUACGUAACACUCGGAUUUCUAUCUGUGGUGGUGACGGAUCUGUUGGAUGGGUAUUAAAUGUUUUAGCCGACACAUGCUCGUCAUUAAAUAAUCCACCAGUAAGUAUCUGUCCAUUAGGUACAGGCAACGAUUUGUCCCGUGUCUUGGGUUGGACUCCUCUCAAUGUUCGCUUUACAAAUUACUUAAGUUUUGGACUAGAUGCAGCUGUUGUACUUGAUUUUCAUGACCAGCGAAUCCGUGAUCCAUCUAGAUUUACUUCACCAUUCAAAAAUAAACUAAUUUAUCUGAACGUUAGUCGAACAUAUUUUAGAGAGUUUGCAUUAUGGAGAGCAUGGGACUUAAGACCAUAUAUGAGAUUGAUUUGCGAUGGCAAUGAUUUAACCGAUUCAAUACGUCAUUGCCAUACUAUUGUUCUAUUAAAUAUUCCAAGCUAUGGUUCAGGCACUCAUCCUUGGAGCAGAAGAUUAUCAAGCAAAGCUCUAAAAACAUCUAAUAGGCAAAGCCAAAGUGAUAGAUUUGAUCAAACUAGUCGAGACACAUCAGGCAACAUGUUUCCAUCGGAUUAUGUGCAUGACGAGAACGAUCAGGCAAGAUCAUCUGCUGUGAAUUUAACCCGAAGACAAGACAUUAGUGAUCAAAAAAUUGAAGUGUUCGGACCAGACUCAAUACAGAUGGCCUUAAUUCAUGCCGGAUUUCGUGGCCGCCGUAUCGCUCAAUGCAGUGAAGUUCGAAUAGAGUUAAUUCGAUCGAUGCCUGUACAUAUGGAUGGUGAGCCAUUUUAUCUUCCUGAAGCAAUCGCAAUAAAUGUGACCCAUGCUGGCCAAGUACUAGUAUUGAGAAAACAGCAAAGAUAA